AUGGACAUCUUAUUGGAACAAAGCAGUGACAUAGAUGUCGUUAAGAAAAUGGAGGACGAACAUUUACGAUUACAAAGACAGGUACGAAUGAUUCAAGUGGACAGACAAAACCGCUGUAUGGGAGUACAUCCGAAAUUCAGACGGCAAGAUCGGCUACUCAGGACGCUAAAGAAGGAGUAUGUCAAUUUACGGACGGACUUAAAGACCGCAAGAUCUGGUGCUCAUAAGAAAAAUGACAAGAAAAUGAAACGAAAUUUGGAAAAUGCAUUGUUGCUUCAGACAAGAACAAGCCAGGAAUGUGAAGAGGGCAUAUUUCUAAUGUCUCAAAUGGACGAAUUGCUUCAGCGGAAAAACAAACAAUUGUUGCACUUGAAGGAAAUCGUCAGCGCAAAUAAUGGCCAGCUAGAAGAACGUCGACUGCUGAGUGACCAUCGCUUGGCUUCCACCGAGAACAAGUUGGAAACUGCCACGUUGAGGUUCAACGCCGUCCAGUGCGAGAACAAAAAGAUACGAGAGGAGAUCGAACACAUGCUGAAGGAUCGAGCGAUUUUCAACGAGGCGUGGAUGAAGAUGCUGAACGCCUUAAAACGGGGCAAGAAAUUCCUCACGGAUCUCUUCGAGUCUUCCACCUUGGCUUACGACCAGAGGGACGAGUGGUGUGCCAAAUUGCGCUCCGUCCAGGAAAAGGGAAACUUGGAUCAAAUGGUGCAAGUGCAGGAAAUGCGAGAUCUUCAAAAAGCCUUUGAUCACGAAAUGAAGCUGUACCACUUUUUGGCGCGGAAAGGCGUCAUCCGCAUUAACAGAAAGGAGGAGGAGCGCGAGGAAGAGAUAAAACAGAAAGAGGAAGAAGAUUUAAAAAAAGAAUUUGACAGACACGCGGAUUUGAUUCGCGAUAUAACAGAAUAUGCAAAAGAAGACGAUGUCAAUAAGAUAGCAGAAGAAUUCAACAGAGUGGAACAAGAGAACUUCUCCAUAUACAAACUCCUUACGGAUUUUUGCGCUGAAAAUGAAGUAUUGAGUCGUGAUCGCAGGCGCAUACAACAGGAGAUAGAAGACAGAAGAGACUGGAAUGAGAUGAUGGAGGAAAAACGUCAGAAGAAGUUGAAUUCACUGAAACUGAAAUUAGCUGAGCAGAAAUCUAGAACAGAAGAGAAGGGAAAUCUCUACCAUGAAAGAGGAGAAGUUUUGAAUAAAGCUAUGGAAAAUGUUCGUGAACUAUUUGACAUGUCACAAUGCAGUUUGGACCCGUAUUUGAACCUUUUGGGAGACAAAGGCCCGUCGCUACAUCAACUGGACCUCACCUUUCGACUUAUUGCUGAAAAAAUCAAGGAAUAUGUACAGCUCACUUAUUAUUAUGAAAGGCACAUGAUAAAGAAGGGAGAUAAGAGCUCAUCUCGCCUAAAGAUGUAUACCAUCCACCCUCAGCCUCCGAGCUGCUGUCCAACCAUCCCUAUCAAGUUGCUGGUGCCUGCUGAUCCUUGCCCAGCCUGCGUCGAAGCCCGCUGGCUAUCUCGAGUAACAGAAACGUUGGAAGUCCCGUUCACCAAUGCUAUGGCUCUAGAGGCAUUACAGGAAUUAUCGGAAGACCCUGCCUUCGAGAGGAGUGACAGGAUCCAUCAGCUGUCGGACUGUCGCGUUCCGCAGAGUAGAAAUAUAUUGGCCAGACGAUAUCUACAACACUGA
Molecule: messenger RNA, 1683 nt
Organism: Leptosia nina
Lineage: Eukaryota; Metazoa; Arthropoda; Insecta; Lepidoptera; Pieridae
Source: the annotation of a GenBank genome assembly